Lecanosticta acicola is the source of this 1829-nucleotide messenger RNA. The record is from the annotation of a GenBank genome assembly. NCBI's taxonomy places the organism in Eukaryota, Fungi, Ascomycota, Dothideomycetes, Mycosphaerellales, Mycosphaerellaceae.
AUGGAUCCCAUCCGACAGCCUUCACAUUGGCUGCGACGGUACGGAGACUCUCACCAUUACCGAUGGCGACGCGACCCAGCGGCGGGGACGGGCACCGACGCCUUCUGCCGACCUCUCGGCUGCACCGAAUUCGGCUUCGACGGCGAUGGGAGAUAUUUCGAGGGCCGGGCCGACCUGAACUGUCUCCUCGAAGUCGCGAUCCACUCCAAACUGAGCCCGGUGGACUUGAGGGAGAGGAUUCUGCUGGCGUGGACGCGAGUCCGAUGUUGGCAUUCGCUUUUGAGAGCUCGCACUUUUUUUGGGAAGCAGCGUGACGACGGUGACGACGACGACGAAAAAAGGGAUGAUGUAUGGUUCCUGGUGGAUGUCACGGAGAGUGUGGGCAGAGCGAUCGAGUCUGCGGGCGACUUUCUCAUUUUCCUCGAGGAUCAUUUCGGCCCGCGAGUGGAUGAGGGGGAGUUCUGGAUGCAUUGUCAGAACACCGCGCGGGUCAUCGACCCCGACGCGGCGCUGGCGAAGUGCUUUGUUCUGCCCGUUGACAUUGACGGGAAGAAUAUCUUGCGGUUCCAGCUCGUGCUUGCGCAUCAGAUUGCGGAUGGGCUUAGUGGUGGGUUCCUCCAAAACUUUCACUCCCAAGCGAUGGGGGAUGGUCUACGUACGUUUUUCACUGAUACGCUGGAAAAGCAUGGGUCUGGAUGCGAGACUUUGUCCAAGCGUUGAACGAAUCUGAGGCAGUCCUGCGCCAAGGCAUCGCGGAUUGCAUUGAUCCGCAUCACAUGCAGCGGCACCUGCCACUGCCGCAGGAAGCACUCUAUCCCCAGAUACCUGGAAGCGUGGCCCGGCAGAGGUGGUUCUGGGCCAUCACUCGAAUCCUUCGCCAUGUCCGGAAGCAACUUCCUACGGGCUUCGAGAAUCCCCUCAAGCGUCCCAGGCCGGCGAGAGUCGAGCGGCUACCGCCCAAGUACCAUCCCGUCCUGGAAUACAGCAGGCUGCCGGUGCUAAACACAUACCCCGUCUACGUCGACCUGCCCCUGGCGGGCAUGCGUCGCCUGCAGAACCUCUGCAGACAAGCCAAAGCCAGCGUCGGAGCGGGCAUCUACGCCCUCGCCGCCGUCGUGAUGAUGGAAUUCGAAGAAGAGCUGCACCCACGGGCGGCGGCAGAACGCAAAGCCUUCAUCUCCGGCUUCCCGCUCAACCCGCGCGCCUUCUUCAACCACCACAGCGAUCCGGACUCCAUGAUGCUGGCCUUCUCCGACGGCAUCGCCCUCCCCUUCCUCCCCGCCUCGCUCCCCCUGCACGGCCGCAUCCGCCUCCUGGCCCGCCAGGCGCAACGCCAACUAGCCACCUACCAGAAACGCCAGAAGCCCGAGGGCCACGAUGCGACGCGCCAAUGCCUCCAUUCCCGCGGCGCCGACCUGGUGCUGCCGAAUCAGUACCUCCUCAGCCUCGAACGCGCUGCUUCCAUCCUCCCACCCCACCUCCAAACCCACCUGGAUGCCCAAGGAGCCUAUCCCCCGAAGAGGAAUCCGACCAUGCAGACGCACGGGGUGAGUUCCGUGGGCAAUCGGGAGCAUCUCCUCCGGUCGGGCAUCUACGACCUGGACGAUCCGCAGAGGGAUUUCGCGGCGGACUUUCGAGAUCUCAAGUCAGGUGUUCGAGCCAGAGAGGGCGAGUUCUUGUUGGGCAUCUUGGGAUCGAAUCGCGGUUUGUCCGCCUGUCCCAGCGUGGAUGGCACGACGCUUGACCCAGAGCUGGUAGAGAAAUGGCGCCAUCGAUUUGUAACGAUUCUAGACGAAAUCAGUGACGACGGUGGAGAACCAAAGUUGUAA